Molecule: messenger RNA, 3151 nt
Organism: Ctenocephalides felis (cat flea)
Lineage: Eukaryota; Metazoa; Arthropoda; Insecta; Siphonaptera; Pulicidae
Product: anion exchange protein 2-like
Exons: 16
Coding region: 116-3151 (1011 amino acids)
Biological process (GO): regulation of intracellular pH; monoatomic anion transport; bicarbonate transport
Cellular component (GO): plasma membrane
Molecular function (GO): solute:inorganic anion antiporter activity; monoatomic anion transmembrane transporter activity
Source: RefSeq, a predicted model, not a curated record
AAAGCAGUCCGGAGCGGAGAGAUUCGGCACAGUCGUUCUGUCCGGAGCUGGAUCAGGAACUGGAUCCGCUUCUGGAUCGGUUUCCGGGUCGGCAGGAGCCCCGAGAAGGAUAUCUAUGCAGCCUGAGGAUAGACAGCUGGAAGAACACGACCAGGAUGAUUUAGUUUCACAUAGGUCAGAUGAUCCCAGAGGGCUCCGCCGACAUAAAAUUCAACCAACCAGAUCAUCCAGCAACUCUUUUGUCCACAUCGCACGCAAAGAAGAAGGUCACAAGUUGUCUAAUCUGUUGACGCAGUCAACUCUGAAGAAACUUUAUGACCACAGUCCACACGAGGUUUUUGUGCAAUUGGAUGAACUAGUCGGUACAGGAGAUGAUCGAGAAUGGAAAGAAACUGCUCGUUGGAUCAAAUACGAGGAAAACGUUGAAGAGGGUUCCGACAGAUGGGGUCGUCCACACGUCGCCUCUUUGAGUUUCCACUCACUUCUCAAUUUGAGAAGAUGCUUGGAAACUGGUGCAGUUUUGUUGGAUUUGGACGAGAAGGAUCUACCAGGAGUUGCCUACAGGAUCGUAGAACAGAUGUUAGUGGACGAACUGAUUCUGGAAGACGACAAGCCCAUCAUCAUGCGUGCUCUUCUGUUACGUCACAGGCACGUGAACGAGAACGACCGAGGGUUUAUGUUCGGAAGUCGUCGGAAAUUCUCGAGUUAUACAAGUUUACAGAACUUAUCUGACGACAAAGGCAAAAAACGAGACCUCCCCUCUUCAACUUUACACAUCGACCUUUUGACGAGGAAUGCUUUGGGGUCUAAUCGUCGUCUUGGGGCUUCGGAGACCCGUGUGGAUAUGAAAGAAGAAAAUACUUAUUCUGCAUCACAAGAGGACCUUUAUAAAAAGACUCAUAACGAAGCUAUCUUGAGGAGGAUACCAACCGGUGCUGAAGCAACAACAGUCCUGGUCGGUUCCGUAGACUUUCUGGAUCAUCCGACCAUUGCCUUCGUGCGUCUCGCAUCCGGGGUGCAAAUGCCGACUUUGACCGAAGUUCCAAUACCCGUCCGAUUCAUGUUUGUCUUGCUAGGACCCGACGAUUCUGACCUGGACUAUCACGAAGUCGGCAGAUCUAUAGCUACCUUGAUGGCAAACCGACCAUUCCAUCAAGUGGCUUACAAAGCGGAAGACAGAAGAGAACUACUGUCUGCCAUCAACGAGUUCCUGGACGACUCCAUAGUGCUUCCACCAGGCGAUUGGGAGCGCCAGGCCUUGUUGCCAUUUGACGAAAUCAAAGCCAAGAGCGAGAAGAUUAGGCAGAGGCGUGCCAAAGAGGCUAAGGAGGCUGCACUGGGCGGUGAUAAAGGAGGCCCUGGUGGCGGCGGUGAUGAUGGCGGGGACGGGAAGAAAGGAGGAGACGAGAAGAAGACUGGAGGAAGUGGAGGAAAGAAAUUAGUAAGACGUGAACCUUUAGAGAAGACUGGAAAAGCUUUUGGUGGUUUAAUUAACGACAUGCGAUACCGAUUUCCAUUUUACAUUUCUGACUACCUAGACGGAUUGAAUUCACAGUGUGUUGCUGCUACUAUUUUCAUGUAUUUUGCUGCUUUAUCGACAGCGAUAACUUUUGGAGGAUUGCUCAGCGAUAAAACUCAUAAUUUAAUCGGUAUUUCUGAAACCCUGGUCGCCGCCUCUGGCUGCGGAAUCAUCUUUGCCCUGAUAGCUGGUCAACCUAUGGUCAUCAUAGGAACAACCGGACCUCUGCUCCUUUUAGAUGAAAGUUUAUAUCAAUUUUGUGUCAAUAAUGAUAUAGAUUUCUUGACAUGCAGGCUUUAUAUGGGUUUCUGGAUGGCCAUCACCGCCAUCGUGGUCGCGUCCGUGGAAGGAAGCAGGCUGGUGAAACUUUUUACGCGUUUCACUGAAGAAAUCUUCUCAGCUUUGAUCUCCUUAAUUUAUAUCUUCGAGUCCAUAAUGAAAUUGAUUUACGUCUUCAAAAGAAAUCCACUAUUAGGAGACUACUGCACUUUAUCAUUUUUGACUGAUUCAGGGAACGGAACGAGUGAUCCUUGGACCAUGCAGUCGUCGAAUGAAACUAUGAAGUUGCCGACUAGUGAUGCUUUAGGGCCGAUUAAUCAACCUAAUACGGCCUUGUUUUGCCUCAUUUUGGCGCUUGGAACUUUCACAAUUGCUUAUUAUUUGAGGAUUUUCAGGAAUGGACACUUUUUGGGACGAAAUGCCAGGCGUGCACUAGGCGACUUCGGUGUCCCCAUCGCGAUCGUUAUCAUGGUGACGAUCGAUUAUUUAGUCCCAGGCACGUACACAGACAAACUGAGUGUUCCUGAAGGACUAUCACCCAGUGAUCCAGAGAACAGAGGCUGGAUAAUCCCUCUAUUGGGCAAAGACCCUGAAAAUCCAUUCCCAGUUUGGGCAAUGUUUGCAAGCGUUGUCCCUGGAGUCUUGGUUUACAUCCUGGUGUUCAUGGAGACCCAUAUUUCUGAAUUGAUCAUUGACAAGCCGGAAAGAAAUUUGAAGAAAGGUUCAGGUUUCCAUAUGGAUAUUGUAGUGAUCUGUAUUCUCAAUGCAGUUUGUGGUGUCAUGGGAGCUCCUUGGCAUUGUGCUGCCACUGUACGUUCCGUCACCCACGUCGCUGCCUUAACAGUCAUGUCCAGGACACACGCUCCUGGAGAGGCGCCACAUAUAGUUGAAGUCAAAGAACAACGUUUGAGUGCCCUGUUCGUCUCUUUGCUGGUCGGUCUGUCAGUGCUGAUGUCCAAUCUUCUGAGACUGGUGCCAAUGUCUGUACUUUUCGGAGUAUUUUUGUAUAUGGGUGUCUCGUCUACCAGUGGUGUCCAAUUCUUUGAUAGGCUUCAAUUGUUCUUCAUGCCUGUCAAACAUCAUCCAAGAGUUCCUUACGUCAGAAGGGUCCAAACAUACAAGAUGCAUCUGUUCACUUGUGUCCAAUUAGUGGCUCUUGCUCUCUUGUGGGUUGUUAAGAGCAGUCGAGCCUCAUUGGCCUUCCCGUUCUUCCUGAUCAUGAUGGUGCCGCUGAGGCAGAAAUUGGCGAAGAUUUUCUCUCCUGAAGAAUUGCAAGCUCUGGACGGUAAACAACCUGAUGGAAGGACAGAAGAUGAACCUGAUUUCUAUGAACAAGCUCCAUUACCAGGAUAA